CAGCUUUCUGUAGCAGAGAUCACCAAUGCCUGCUUUGAGCCAGCCAACCAGAUGGUGAAAUGUGACCCUCGCCAUGGUAAAUACAUGGCUUGCUGCCUGUUGUACCGUGGUGAUGUGGUCCCCAAAGAUGUCAAUGCUGCCAUUGCCACCAUCAAAACCAAGCGUACCAUCCAGUUUGUGGACUGGUGUCCCACUGGCUUCAAGGUGGGCAUUAAUUACCAGCCUCCCACUGUGGUGCCUGGUGGAGACCUGGCUAAGGUACAGCGGGCUGUGUGCAUGCUGAGCAACACCACAGCUAUCGCUGAGGCCUGGGCUCGCCUGGACCACAAAUUUGAUCUGAUGUACGCCAAGCGUGCCUUUGUUCACUGGUACGUGGGUGAGGGGAUGGAGGAAGGGGAGUUUUCUGAGGCCCGGGAGGACAUGGCUGCCCUCGAGAAGGAUUAUGAGGAGGUUGGUGUGGAUUCUGUGGAAGGAGAAGGUGAGGAGGAAGGAGAGGAAUAUUAAGAAUGUCACAAAGGUGCUGCUUUUACAGGGAAGCUUAUUUUGUCUUAAAACACUGAAAAGUGGUCUGAUCAGUUAAUUCAUAUGUAGCAGUGUAUACUCUCAUUCAAUUACUGACCUAUGCUUUAAAACAUGAAUGCUUUGUCACAGACCCAAAUUGUCCAUUCUCUGAUGAGUUUUGAAUAAAAAGUGU
This is a messenger RNA of Octodon degus (degu), 694 nucleotides long. Its product is annotated as tubulin alpha chain. Gene Ontology annotation, biological process: mitotic cell cycle; microtubule cytoskeleton organization. Gene Ontology annotation, molecular function: GTP binding; structural constituent of cytoskeleton. Lineage: Eukaryota; Metazoa; Chordata; Mammalia; Rodentia; Octodontidae. The coding region runs from base 52 to 504 and encodes 150 amino acids. The transcript has a single exon. The record is from RefSeq and is a predicted model, not a curated record. Gene Ontology annotation, cellular component: cytoplasm; microtubule.